GACUCUCUCUCCGGACUCUCUCCGCGGGCUGGAGUCUCUCUCUGUGGGGAGUGCAGUGGAGGAGAGGCGAGGACACGCUCGUGCUCAUCAAAACACUUUUACCUGUUUUCCGCGGGAUUAAAGUAGCACCCGAAGCAGCGAGCUCCUCCACAGCAAUGCGCCGGAGCCCUCAGUGAAACCCAUCUCGGUGAAGAGGCUUUACGCUGGCCGGAGCGAAGGAUUCGGCGGAUCUGGAGAGACUGACGGUCUGCUGCUGGAGAACAUGACGAGCGAUGUGGUGAUCGUGAAGGAGGGAUGGCUCCACAAGCGAGGAGAGUACAUAAAGACCUGGAGGCCGCGCUAUUUCCUGCUGAAGAGUGACGGUACGUUUAUCGGAUAUAAGGAGCGACCGCAGGACGUGGAUCAGCUGGAGUCGCCGUUAAACAACUUCUCUGUGGCACAGUGUCAGCUGAUGAAGACGGAGCGACCCAAACCAAACACAUUCAUCAUACGCUGCCUGCAGUGGACCACUGUCAUAGAGCGCACCUUCCACGUGGAGAGCCCCGAGGAGCGAGAGGAAUGGACCAAAGCCAUCCAGACGGUGUCCGACAGUCUUCAGAAACAAGAGGAAGAGCUGAUGGACGCGUCUCCUGACCACAUGGACAUGGAGAUGUUCCUGACCAAACCUCGGCUCAAAGUGACCAUGCACGACUUCGAAUACCUCAAACUGCUGGGAAAAGGCACUUUUGGGAAGGUGAUUCUGGUGAAGGAGAAGGCAACGGGAAAAUAUUACGCCAUGAAAAUCCUGAAGAAAGAAGUGAUUGUUGCCAAAGAUGAAGUGGCUCACACACUCACAGAGAACCGUGUGCUGCAGAACUCCAAACACCCCUUCCUCACGGCUCUGAAGUACUCUUUCCAAACCCACGACCGCUUGUGUUUCGUCAUGGAGUACGCCAACGGAGGAGAGCUCUUCUUCCACUUGUCUCGCGAUCGGGUUUUCUCGGAGGAUCGCGCGCGCUUCUACGGAGCAGAGAUCGUGUCUGCGCUGGAUUACCUGCAUUCAGAGAGAAACGUGGUGUACAGAGACCUGAAGCUGGAGAACCUGAUGCUGGAUAAAGACGGACACAUAAAGAUCACGGACUUCGGCUUGUGUAAGGAGGGAAUCACAGACGGAGCCACGAUGAAGACCUUCUGUGGGACUCCAGAGUAUCUGGCUCCUGAGGUGCUGGAGGACAAUGAUUACGGUCGUGCGGUGGACUGGUGGGGUUUAGGAGUGGUGAUGUAUGAGAUGAUGUGCGGUCGUCUGCCGUUCUAUAACCAGGAUCACGAGCGUCUGUUUGAGCUCAUCCUGAUGGAGGACAUCCGCUUCCCCCGAACCCUCGCACCCGACGCCAAAUCCCUGCUGUCCGGCCUGCUCAAGAAAGACCCCCAACAACGGUUAGGUGGCGGCACGGAUGAUGCAAAAGAAAUCAUGCAGCACAAAUUCUUCACUGGAAUUGUGUGGCAAGAUGUUUAUGAGAAGAGGCUGGUUCCUCCGUUCAAACCGCAGGUGAGCUCAGAAACAGACACCAGAUAUUUCGACGAGGAGUUCACAGGACAGACCAUCACCAUCACGCCGCCGGGACAAGAUGACAGUAUGGAGUCGUUCGACAGCGAGAGGAGGCCACACUUCCCACAGUUUUCCUACUCGGCCAGCGGAACGGCCUAAAGCUUCCCGAUCUCCGAACUUCAGCAAGAAGAUCCCCAACCUCACAGACACCGCACAACUGCUCUGAGAUCAGACGUCCACUUUACUGUGUUUACCACGUCUGGAUCUGUGAUGUCUGUCCGUUGCUUCAGUGGCCUUUGAUUUCUGAGGAUGUGAGAGGGAACACUAACAUUUCCAUCCAAAACGCCAAAUCAAGAACUUCUUUAAUCGGGAGCGAGUGUCGUAUUAAAACUAAUGUCGUGCCAAAUAUUACUGUAUUUACGUUCACUGACCAAUUGAAACGUGCUAAACAAACUGCAGCUUUUACUAAAUAUGCAUAUCUAGAAUAUAAUUCUGCUAUAUUUGCAAUUUUACACAUGAUUUCUCGACUGAAGCGUGUUUUUUGACCCCCAAAGUGGUUUAGUUUGAAUUUGCUAUCGAAUGUGCAGUACAGUCGAAAUGAAGAUAAAUUAUAUUUUGUGAUUAUUAAAAUGACUCAAUUCCACUAAACUAGAAAUUAACCCCCACCAGUAGAUUAUAGGAGAGAAACCGGUCUAGAACAUUUUCUGAAUCCGUAUUUCAGUCGAAAAAAUUAAAAUAAGCAAAUCUAUUUUGCUGUAAGAAAAUAAAGCCUGUUUUUAGACAAUAAAAGUUUGGUUUGCAAGAAUAAUGAGGGUUAAAAAAAUCCAAUGCAUGUAUAAGAAUGAGAGUUUAAGAAAUUAAAUUAAAUUAAAUUAAAUUAAAUUAAAUUAAAUUAAAUUAGAAUUAGAAUUAGAAUUAGAAUAGAAUUUAGAGUUUUAAUGUGUCACCAUGAGAAUUCCUAAUUUAUUUAUAUGAUGCAUUUUUAUAAAACUGAGUCAUUACAGUUUCUGUUAGUGAAAACAAUGAAUUAUAUUUUAUUUUAUUAUUAUUUUUAAUUUUUGCAUGUGACCUUUCUAUUUUUGGCAUCGAAUAAAUUAUUUUACCUUUUAAAUAUAAGCAAAAAAAAUAUUCUCAAUUCCGACUUUUAUUCUGGUAAUUUAAGAACAAAAGAUAUAAACUCAGAAUUGCAAGUAAAAGUCAGAAUUGUGAGAUUAAAUGUUGCACUGUCAUUUAUUCUGUAGAUGAUUCCACGGUGAAAAAUAAUAAACAGAAAGAAUUACGAGAAAGAAACUUAUUUAGAAAAUCCAAGAAUAAAUAUUGGAAUUGUAAGACAAAGUUGCAAUUAACUUUUUUUUAUUUCUAUUAUUUUUUUAAUUCCAUUGUCAACAAUCUUCCAUAUAAAAUCCAUUAAUACAUGUAUAUAAUCGAGGAUGGCCACCGGGGCAUGUUGUCACAAAAUGCAUAAAGUCAAAAAUUUAUUUUUAAAAAUAAAUGCAUCCUGACUGACCAAACAUCCUGUUUUAAAUAUGCAGAAAACCCCCUGCUGGUCCAUAUUCAGAUUUCAUUUGUCUUCUCUUCGAUGUUUUUGGUGUCUGAUACUAUGAGUCUAAUGGAGAGUUUUUGGGAGGUUUUUCACACGUUGCACGACCUCAGCGAGGUACUUCAGUGAGUCCAAGCCACCAUCGAGGUUUGUUUGUUAGAAAGGACUUUGUUUUUGAGCUCCGAUGCGUUCGUUAUUUAUAAAUCAACAGCUAGAAAUAAGAGUUUUGAAGGUAAUUUAAAGCAACAUCGGUGUAAAUACCAUGCAAUGGUUGUGAUUUAAUCAGCACAACCACAAAUAUGAUCUUUGUACAGAUGUGAGAAUCUGUUGGCGGGUUAUUAUUAUUAUUAUUAUUAUUAUUAUUAUUAUUGUUUUGAAAUGCUCUGAUUGUUGAUAUGAUGUUUAAUAACCACCAUACACAUACACGAAUGUAAAGACAUUUCCUCUCUUUUCAACAUUAUUCUCUUAUUUUAUAUGCAAAACUAUUUUUAUUUUCUAUUUUUAGAUCUGAUUUUUUAUAUGAAUAAUGCUCUUUCAUACUCUCCUCUUUUUUUAAACGGGAAGAUAUUUGACUUUUGUUGUCUUUUUGAACACGUGACCUAAAGAACAUCAGCUUUAUGAUAUAAAUAUUAGUGUAUUUGUAUACGCUCUUCAGCUGUUUUUAUCUUUUAGACUUGUUGUUCUUUUUUUACAUUGAAUUGAUCAAAUAAAGUUUCCUUUUUUAAGUUCAA
Carassius gibelio (silver crucian carp) is the source of this 3799-nucleotide messenger RNA. RefSeq names its product RAC-alpha serine/threonine-protein kinase. The transcript has 14 exons. Gene Ontology annotation, biological process: protein phosphorylation. The record is from RefSeq and is a predicted model, not a curated record. The coding region runs from base 263 to 1687 and encodes 474 amino acids. Gene Ontology annotation, molecular function: protein serine/threonine kinase activity; ATP binding. Lineage: Eukaryota; Metazoa; Chordata; Actinopteri; Cypriniformes; Cyprinidae.